This is a messenger RNA of Pseudocercospora fijiensis CIRAD86, 4585 nucleotides long. RefSeq names its product ABC transporter, PDR type (gene Atr5). Gene Ontology annotation, biological process: transmembrane transport. The coding region runs from base 1 to 4326 and encodes 1441 amino acids. The transcript has 2 exons. Lineage: Eukaryota; Fungi; Ascomycota; Dothideomycetes; Mycosphaerellales; Mycosphaerellaceae. The record is from RefSeq and is a predicted model, not a curated record. Gene Ontology annotation, molecular function: ABC-type transporter activity; ATP binding; ATP hydrolysis activity. Gene Ontology annotation, cellular component: membrane.
AUGCCGUCUCUGCAGAGACAGCAGUCUUUCAGCUCAUGGGCACCGUCCCUGGGCAGUGGUGUUGGAGAUGAGAUCUUCAGAACCGUGUCGAAUGUCCUGUCGCGGGGCCAGAGCAGGAGGGAUUCAAUUCCAGAGGACGACGACAGCAAUGUCGAACACAGCAAGGCAGACGACUGGCACAUGAUGGAGGAAGUGAAGACCAUGGCUGCACAGACGAACGCAGACGGCGCCAAGUAUCGAAAGUUGGGAGUCACCUGGACCAAUUUGACGGUGAAGGGCAUUGGUGCCGAUGCGGCUUUCAACGAGAACAUGCUCAGCCAGUUCAACAUCCCAAAGCUUGCCAAAGAAAGCCGACAAAAGCCCCCACUCAAGACGAUCGUCGAUAACAGCCAUGGCUGUGUGAAGCCUGGAGAGAUGCUUCUCGUUCUUGGCCGACCUGGAUCCGGAUGCACGUCGUUGCUGAAGAUGCUCGCCAACCGGCGAUUGGGAUAUGCCGAAGUUACUGGCUCGAUCAAGUAUGGCUCGAUGGAUGCUUCUGAGGCGAAGCAAUAUCGAGGCCAGAUCGUCAUGAACACAGAGGAGGAGCUUUUCUUUCCCACACUGACCACUGCACAAACGAUCGACUUUGCUACCCGCAUGAAGGUGCCCCACCACCUACCUGGCAACAUCAAGAGUGCCAAGGACUUCCAAAAGCUCCAACGUGAUUUCCUCCUACGAUCUAUGGGCAUCGAACACACCCACGAGACCAAAAUUGGUAACGAGUAUGUUCGUGGUGUUUCGGGAGGCGAGCGAAAACGUGUUUCCAUCAUAGAGACCAUGGCCACACGCGGCUCAGUGUUCUGCUGGGACAAUUCAACAAGAGGACUGGACGCAUCCACAGCAUUGGAGUAUACCAGGUGCGUUCGCGCAAUGACCGACAUCCUGGGUCUCAGCUCGAUCGUAUCUUUGUACCAGGCCGGCAAUGGUAUCUACGAGCUUUUCGACAAAGUGCUCGUCCUCGACGAGGGCAAAGAGAUCUUCUACGGUCCAAUGCCCCAGGCUAAACCCUUCCUCGAGGACCUCGGCUUCCUUUAUCGCGAUGGUGCCAACAUUGCAGACUUCUUGACUGGCGUCUGUGUGCCCACCGAGCGCAUGAUCAGACCUGGCUACGAGGAUCGCUUCCCACGCACGGCUGACGAGAUUCGCGCCGUGUAUGAGAAGACGUCCAUCCGCUUUCUAAUGCAAAAGGAAUAUGACUUUCCAGAUACCGACGAAGCAAAGAGAAUGACAGAGGACUUCCGGGAAAGCGUAAAAUACGAGAGGCACCCAAGUCUACCAAAGAAGUCGCCUUUGACGGUCAGCUUUGUGACACAGGUCAGGGCUGCUGUCACCCGACAGUUUCAAUUGAUCUGGGGUGACAAGGCCACCUUCGCCAUCAAACAAGGCUCAACGCUUGUUCAGUCCCUCGUCGCCGGCUCGCUCUUCUACAACGCUCAGGCUAACACCGGUGGUCUCUUCACCAAAGGCGGUUCGCUCUUCUUUGCACUUCUGUUCAACUGUCUCCUGGCCUUCGCUGAGGUAACAAACUCCUUCGCUGCACGACCUGUGCUGGCAAAGCAUCGUGGAUUCGCUCUCUAUCACCCGGCUGCCUUCUGCAUUGCUCAAAUUUGCGCGGACAUUCCGAUCCUGAUUUUUCAGAUCACCAUCUUCGCAAUUCCCAACUACUUCAUGACUGGUCUCAAAUCGGAAGCCUCGGCCUUUUUCAGCCAUUGGGGUAUCUUGUACACCUGUACUAUGUGCGUGACUGCAAACUUCAGGGCAGUCGGUGCGGCCGUUCCGACAUUCGACGGCGCUUCCAACGUGGCCGGUUUCUGGCUCAGUGCUAUGGUCAUGUAUGCUGGAUACAUGAUUCCGAAGCCUAACAUGCAUCCGUGGUUCGUUUGGAUCUUUUGGAUCAAUCCGAUAGCGUUCGGCUACGAAGCCGUCUCGGGAGUUGAGUUCAGGGACACUGAGAUCCCUUGCGUUCCUCCAAAUCUCGCGCCAUUCGGUCCGAGCUACAAUGACAGCAGCUUCCAAGCUUGUACCGGCGUCAGAGGUGCUCCGAAGGGCGCUGCAGCCCUCACCGGAGAGCAAUAUCUCAAAGGUCUUUCGUACUCCUCUGGGAACAUUUGGAGGAACUUUGGCAUUGUUUGGGCCUGGUGGCUGCUUUGGGUGGUGUUGACUGUCUACUUCACCAGCGGCUGGAGUCAAAUCUCGGGCAACAGUGGAUUCCUCGUCGUCCCACGUGAGAAGCAGAAGAAAGCCAUGCACUUGGUGAAGAGGGAUGAGGAAUCUCAGUCUGCCUCGUCUUUACCAGGCAGUGAGAAGACUGUGCCCUCCGAUUCUGAGAAGCGCGACUACAAGAAUGACGAUGUGGACAAACAGUUGAUUCGCAACACCUCUGUGUUCACUUGGAAGCACCUCAGCUACACUGUCAGCACUCCUUCGGGUCCUCGCCUACUGCUCGACGAUGUCCAAGGCUGGGUCAAACCUGGAAUGCUUGGCGCUCUAAUGGGUUCGUCUGGUGCUGGCAAGACAACUUUGCUCGACGUCCUCGCGCAACGCAAGACUCAAGGCACAAUCAAAGGCAGCAUCCUCGUCGACGGUCGUGAUCUUCCGAUCUCCUUUCAAAGAUCUGCUGGGUACUGUGAGCAGCUCGAUAUCCAUGAACCUCUUUCCACUGUCCGUGAGGCUUUGGAAUUCUCCGCCUUGCUCCGCCAAAGUCGCGACACCCCUCGGGCUGAGAAGCUGAGGUAUGUUGAUACUAUCAUUGACUUGCUCGAAAUGCACGACAUCGAGAACACAUUGAUCGGAACCACGACGGCUGGUCUGUCGGUCGAGCAACGCAAGAGACUUACGAUUGGUGUCGAACUCGUCUCGAAGCCCAGCAUCUUGAUCUUCCUUGACGAGCCUACUUCCGGUCUCGACGGGCAAGCUGCUUUCAACAUUACUCGCUUCCUGCGAAAGCUCGCCGAUGUUGGUCAGGCCGUUCUUGUCACCAUCCAUCAGCCUUCAGCCUCCUUGUUCGCGCAAUUCGACACGCUCCUCCUUCUUGCAAAAGGCGGGAAGACGGUCUACUUCGGCGACAUCGGUGACAAUGGUCAGACGGUCAAGGACUACUUCGGUCGUUACGGCGCACCGUGCCCGGCAAAUGCCAACCCCGCUGAACACAUGAUCGACGUCGUUUCGGGCACUUUCAGCAGGGACAGAGAUUGGAACCAAGUUUGGCUGAGCAGUCCCGAAUAUCACAACAUGACGAGAGAGCUCGACUUCAUCAUCGCUGACGCGGCAUCGAAACCUCCCGCAACGGUAGAUGAUGGGCACGAGUUCGCCAUGCCCAUGUGGGAGCAAAUGAAGAUUGUCACGCACCGCAUGAACGUCGCGCUCUACCGCAACACGGACUACUGUAACAACAAGUUUGGAUUGCACGUCGGUUCGGGACUGUUCAAUGCUUUCUCAUUCUGGAUGAUCGACAACAGCGUACAAUCGCUCCAGCUGCGUCUCUUCACCAUCUUCAACUUCAUCUUCGUCGCUCCUGGUGUCAUUGCUCAACUGCAACCGCUCUUCUUAUCACGACGAGACAUCUACGAGGCUCGAGAGAAGAAGAGCAAGAUGUACCACUGGUUCGCGUUCUGUACGGCGCAGAUCAUUAGUGAGAUCCCGUAUCUGUGCAUCUGUGGAGUGCUCUACUUUGUUGUCUGGUACUAUACCGUCGGCUUCCCGGGAGAUAGCAACAAGGCCGGUGCAGUCUUCUUCGUCAUGCUGUUCUACGAGUUCAUCUACACGGGUAUCGGCCAAGCCAUCGCGGCCUACGCACCCAACGAGGUCUUCGCGGCGCUCGUCAACCCGCUCAUCAUCGGCACGCUCGCGUCCUUCUGCGGUGUCCUCGAGCCCUACUCGCAACUGCAACCGUUCUGGAGAUACUGGAUCUACUGGAUGAACCCCUUCAACUACCUCAUGAGCAGCUUGCUCGUCUUCACCACCUUCGACGUGCAAGUCAAAUGCAAAGAAAGCGAAUUCGCCGUCUUCGACACGCCCGACGGCCAAACGUGCGCGUCGUAUCUGGCCGAGUACAUGGUCGGACCGGGAUCUCGCGCGAAUCUCGUCAACCCGGAUGCGACGAGUGGUUGCAAGGUUUGUCAGUACCGCACCGGCGCUGAUUACCUGUACACGCUCAACAUCCACGAUUAUUAUUAUGGAUGGAGGGAUGCGGCGAUCGUGGUGCUUUUCGCGCUCAGUUCGUAUGGGUGUGUGUAUGUGCUGAUGAAGUUGAGGACGAAGCAGUCGAAGAAGGCGGAGUCGGCGUAGUCGACUUGAUCCCACGUUGGACCGGGAUGGAUUUUCGUAGAUUUGCAUAGCGAUGGGCCUUGGCGGCGUGGAUAGAUUGUUAGGUGUGGAGGAGGAGUGAUCGGAUUGAUCGACGGCCUCUUUCUCUCUCUCUCUUACAUACACACACGCAUACGCGCACGCGCACGCGCACAGAGUUUUAACAUUGUAUAUUUAAUCUGACCCAGUCGCUCGCUCGCUCGCUAGUAGAUAGAGAAAGAAGUAUUGGUAUUGGUAUUGG